Molecule: messenger RNA, 771 nt
Organism: Phaedon cochleariae (mustard beetle)
Lineage: Eukaryota; Metazoa; Arthropoda; Insecta; Coleoptera; Chrysomelidae
Source: the annotation of a GenBank genome assembly
AUGUCAUCCAUAUCAAUUGCUUUGAAGAUAUCGUCACAAAUAUUUAAUAAUGCCGUGGUUGUACUGUGGAAUGCAAUUGAUAUCUUAUUUCAAUUUCAGUACUGCCGACCACCGCGAUGCAAUCUAACGCCACCAUCGAACAAGCUCCUUUACCUCCUAUUGAUAUCGGCAGCCAUCGAGCUCGGGGGCGGCAAACGCUCGACGUCUUCCUACGGUGACGGCAACGUCCUGCACAUCGGGGGCAUAUUUCCCAUUGCCGGCGAAGGCGGGUGGCAGGGGGGGCAGGCGUGCAUGCCUGCCGCCCAUUUGGCGUUGGAAGACGUCAACGCCAGGAAGGACUUGCUACCUGGAUAUGUCUUGAAGUUGCAUAGCAAUGAUAGCGAGUGCGAACCCGGACUCGGAGCAAGUGUCAUGUAUAAUCUUCUCUACAAUCAGCCGACGAAGCUGAUGCUUCUUGCUGGAUGCAGCACUGUUUGCACUACGGUGGCUGAGGCAGCAAAGAUGUGGAAUCUUGUCGUGCUGUGUUACGGAGCCAGUUCGCCAGCCCUUUCCGACCGCAAUCGUUUCCCGACGCUUUUUCGUACCCAUCCCUCCGCCACCGUGCACAACCCCACCAGGAUAAAACUCAUGAAAAAGUUCGGCUGGUCGAGGGUUGCCAUCUUGCAGCAGACAGAAGAAGUCUUCAUAUCGACCGUGGAGGAUUUAGAGCGGAGAUGUACGGAUGCGGGUGAGAAACUUCAUUCCUUUCAACUCAUUGAUGACAGAAUCUGA